UGCAGUGGUGGGAGGAGGUAUUACGCAGCUGGCGCUUCGGAUGAACACGAUCACAUAAAAGCGGAAAGAAGAUGCGCCUAUCUACUCUCGUAAGCAUAGAGGCAGCUUGCUUCUUUCUCCAGACAGUGCUGUCAUUAGGCCUGCCUUCCUCCUCAGGGCUGGGCGCCUUCGGCAGAACGAAGAGAGACAAACUCGAAGACGUGACUCAGGUUCUGGGAUCAGAUUCGGAUCUUUUCAUCGGUGAAGGCACAGACGAAGGAUCCACGGGAACCCCCGUCACAAACCCCUGGCUGUACAGAUUCCCUCCCUGGUCCCUCCCACACAACCCUCCUCCGGAUGGCUUCGCCUCUAGAGACGGCGACGACAUCAUCCUGAACCAGGUAGGCGACGGGGACGCCGACGGGCUCGAGGCGCCCUUAGAGCGGCCGCAGCUAGUAGAGGAUGGGGAUGUCGUCAUCGUCUCCGAUUUAGUCAAGAGCGACCGUCGGGGGCGUCUGAGCAACGUGAAGAUCCCCGGGGGGACCCUCUACCGCGACCAGGUUGUCCAGACCAUCGUUGACCUUUCCUUGGGCAAACGGCAGCGAGGGCCACAAGAUGCCCAAGCUCCCGUGGGCGUCGUUAUCGAAGAAGGGGGGAUUUUAGUGAGGGGAGACACGCCAGAGGCCGUUGUUCAGAAUGGUAUCACCAUACGAGACGAGGCCCCUUCGGUCAUUCCAGCGGUUCGUCUUCCAGUAGGGCCGCUUCCAGCAGUACUUGUUGCUCCUGGGACGGUUGUGACGUCGAGGAUACCAGAGUCACAAAAUCAUAAUGGAUUGUUUACUCCGGAAGCCGUGGAUAGCAGAAACUUACACGGGAAUAUUAGGGUGUCGUCUCAUUUUGGAAACAAUAUCUUACAGCCCCAUGUCACAACUGAGUCCAGUUUACAUUCGAAUAUCAGAACAACUUCUCGUUUUGGAGGUAAUAUCUUACAGCCCCAUGUUACGAAUGGGCCUAGUUUGAACGCACAAAAACCUAACGCCGGAGAAUUUCGACCGAGCCCACCUGACCUGUCGCUGAAUAAUAUUCCGGCACAGUUCAAUGUCAUCUCUCCUUCCACUUUCCCUCACAACGGUUUCAGACCUAGACCAUCGUCUUCAGGAACUCCGAGCUUCCCUAUUCACGGCCCACCAUCUCUCCAAGGGCCCAGCAGUUUUCCGAAGCAGUCAAGGGCCAACAGACAGUUUCACCAUCCCUUCCAACGUAACAGCAUUGGAAGUGGAGUUACCAAGCACAGUAACAACCAGCAACCUUCGACGUUAUCUGAUUUCAUAUCUAGUAAAAAUAAUAUAAAAAAUAAUGUUAAUAUUAAUAAUAUUAACGACAGAAAACCUCUUUGGGUUCCCGUCGUGCCAGGGGCGUCUACUGCGACUCGACAACGAAGCGAUGCGACCUCGUCUCUCCCUCUGGUACGAUUACAGCAGAGCUCCUUCAAAGUCACCACAGGUCAAGGAAAGAGCUUCUUCCCGAGAGAGACACGGAGCUCAAAUCGCCGUCCUUCAGAUAGCAACGGCUCUCCCAGACCUCCUACGAGCAUUCAGGACAUCAUCGACAGCACCUACGACACCGUGCCAGUUCCCCAAGGGCGAGAGAGGGAGGCUGGUCAUGACCCUCUUCCAUUACCCCCUACGGGUAAUUUAUCUCAGCAGGAUGGCCGGUGGCUAUGGAGGAAAUCUUAAAGUGUUGUAUAGAAGUAUUUAAUAUGAGCUAAUAUUUGCUUUAAUUUUAAAUAUAAGUUUUUAAUUCUUAUAUUUGUAGUGAUAGGCUGUUAUUCAAUUGCUUAUGUUUGUAGAUAGACA
Molecule: messenger RNA, 1835 nt
Organism: Macrobrachium nipponense
Lineage: Eukaryota; Metazoa; Arthropoda; Malacostraca; Decapoda; Palaemonidae
Exons: 3
Coding region: 72-1715 (547 amino acids)
Source: RefSeq, a predicted model, not a curated record